AGAAGUCAGUCGUUCACAGGAUGCCAGCUCGGGAACCUACACUCACUCCGCUCUAACUUAUUCUCUGUGUUCUUCGCUAACUAACAUACUUCUUGCAAGUGUUAGUGUCGUGUGUCACUUGCAUUAUAUUCCUGGGAGUGAUUCGCGGGUAUGCAAAACUGAUGAUAAUUACCUUGCAGCCGUGAAUAAAAGACAAAGAAACACGUGCAUAGGAAGAGAAACAGUGAAUAACCAGGGAUGAAAUGGAAGUCUUAUAGUAUUCCAGAUUGCACAGAUCAUGCAAAACCAUGGUGACUUUGUAUAGGUAUCUCAUGAAUACUAUGAUAUUGUAGUGACAGAAACAUUAAACCGCCUGGAGGUCGUCCUUUCGAGCAAAACAUGGAGUGCAAGGUGUGCCUGGAGCCGUACGACCAGGCGGAGCGGCGGCCGCGGGCGCUGCCGUGCGGCCACUCCUUCUGCUCGCUGUGCAUCGGUAGCAUCUUCAGCCUGGGCUCCUUGUCGUGCCCGAAGUGCCGCGCCAGACACGCUGCCUCCGACGCCUCCAAGUUCCCUUUCGCGUACGAGCUGGAGGAGAUGAUCGCGCUUCUGAUGCAGAGCAAUCUGUGCGCCUCGGCCCCGCCGUGCGAGCAGGAUUGUGACAGCCCCGUCUGGGAGGCCAGGGAACAACAGAAGUCUUCGCUCCUCAGCAGCAUCUCCGACUGCGAGGAAAUGCUGUCUCAGCUGCACAGCUACGACGCGUCCCUCGACGACUCGCUGGCGAAGCACCAGGAGAUGGUCGACAGACUCGCGGACAUCAUCGAGCAGCACAAGAGAGCUCAGACGCGCCUGGAGAACAACAAAGAGAUGGUCUCCUACCUCGAGCAGCAGGGCCAGGACGUGAAGCAGCAGCUGAAUGCGGCGCUGGAGGCCCUGGGCGACGCCAGCACAGCCCCGGCGGUGGCGAGGGCCGUCGGCGAAGGGGACAGCUCCUCGGCGGAGGUGCUGGAAUGGAUCCGGGAGUGCCAGCAGCUGUGCCCCGACGUCGGGACCGCCGUCGAGUCCGCCAAGACCCAGGCAGGAACGACGAAGGCCCUGGAAGCAUUUACGCAAGGGAUGGAUGCUGCCUCUGCUUCCCUCUCCCCCAAGAGUCAUCUCCCCGAGGCCGAGUGGAGAUUCAGCAUCCUUGGCAUCCUGAAGGAGGCGACGGCGCUUGCACCUACAACCACGCCCAUAACCCAGCUCAUGGAGGUCGGGCAGCUGGUAGGCGUCCAGUAUGAGCAGGGGCGCCCACGAUACGCCAGGAUAACGAUGGAUAAGGAGGCCAUCUGUUUACACCAUCUGCAGGAUGAGUCACCGCCCACGCACGCCUACACUAUCCCGUACCGCAAGGUGAUGGACCACGCCAACGUGUCGUCCGGGCUGACCUUCCUCGACCUGGCGUGGCCCGACUCGCCCCCCCGACGCGUCUACAUCCGCCUCAUAACCGACAUGAACGUGGCGCUGGCGAGGCAGUUCGUCCUCAUGUGCACGGGUCACGCCGGCCCCUCGUACGCCCGCACUCGCCUCCUGAACCUGGUGGACAGCUCUUCCAAGGACGAGGUCGUGGGCGGGGACUACGAGCGCAACGACGGCAGCGGGGGCGCGGCCAUCUUGUCGGGGAUCGUGAGCAAUAAGGUGAUGCUCCCUUGCGCCGAGGGCCUGGUCAGCGGCAAGUGGCACAGCAGUGAGUCCUCCAGCACCAAGUUCGGCAUCACGACGAGGAAGCACGCGGGUUACGUGUGGGUCAGGGUGUUUGGCAGAGUGGAGAGCGGGCUGGAGGUGGUUCAGGCCGCGGCCGAGGUGGGUGAUGUUAGCCUCGUGUCUGUGGUGGAUUGCGGUGUUGUGGUGUUGCCCAGGUGACACCGAGGGUCGGAGACUCUACCAGUGCUAUUAUUAGUUACAAGGAUAUUAUGCUUGUCAGUGGCAACAAACGGCAAUGUUGCUAGUGUCAUGAAAAUGAUAGAUAAUGAAAAAAUACUUUGUUAAUUGUUUUCUGACAGGUUUAUACACGAAUGGCAGAUUUGUAUGAUGCAGAGACAUAAAUAAAGAUUAAGUAAAAGUAAUGCUAUA
Penaeus monodon (black tiger shrimp) is the source of this 2088-nucleotide messenger RNA. RefSeq lists its product as uncharacterized. Gene Ontology annotation, molecular function: metal ion binding; ubiquitin protein ligase activity; peptidyl-prolyl cis-trans isomerase activity. Bases 379 to 1878 code for a protein of 499 amino acids. Lineage: Eukaryota; Metazoa; Arthropoda; Malacostraca; Decapoda; Penaeidae. Gene Ontology annotation, biological process: protein peptidyl-prolyl isomerization; protein ubiquitination. The transcript has 6 exons. The record is from RefSeq and is a predicted model, not a curated record.